Molecule: messenger RNA, 1873 nt
Organism: Dalotia coriaria
Lineage: Eukaryota; Metazoa; Arthropoda; Insecta; Coleoptera; Staphylinidae
Product: WD repeat-containing protein 18
Biological process (GO): DNA-templated DNA replication; rRNA processing
Cellular component (GO): nuclear pre-replicative complex
Molecular function (GO): protein binding
Source: RefSeq, a predicted model, not a curated record
UUUCAACUCUUGAAUGAUAAGUAAAUCCUAGUUAUCUCGUUGUUAAUUGGUUUUAUUUAUUUGUUUCUUAUUAAUAUUUUGUUUUUAUGCGAACUAGAUUAAGUAACCAUACAUAACCGACUUAAACUUGCUUGAUUGUUUUGUUUUAACCUAACCAAAGUUUUCUCUUCACAUGAAGAACACGUGAAAAAGUUAAUACAUACUUUUUCUUUUUAAAUAACAAUAGUCAAUAACGUAUAUCAAAAGGAAUUUGAAAUGGCAAAGGAACUACUUCUUUCAUCACAAGCUCAAAAUGCACAAUUAAUUUCAUGCUGUUUCUGGGAUUAUAAUAAUGGAAACAUUCUGCAGAUUUACAAGCAUGGUGGAAGUGUUAAAGAAAAAUCCUUAAACCUGAUAGGAGCCGACUAUGUUAUCACUGCAGAGGUAGCCAAACCUCUUCUACAUCUGUGGGCGCUGAACAGUCAAGAAACACUGAAGAACGUGCGUUUAGUGUUGCCAGAACCAGUCACUGUUUUACAGGUAUGUCCCAAAGGCAAUUUUAUAGCAGCUGGCAUAGGCACAAAACUCUAUGUUUGGGAAUUAUGCACAGGGAUGUUGCUCACAGUACAAUCUGUGCACUAUCAGCCUAUUACAUGCAUAAAAUUUUCAUCUGGUUCAGAGUGCUUACUUGUUGCUGGACAAGAUGGCAUGAUUGUUUGCUACCAGUUCAGUUUAUUAAUAAGCAACAGUGGAAACAAAGCACAGAGAGAUAUACAGCAACUGGAACCAGUUUAUAAAAGAAUGGAUCACCCAUUGGCAGUAACUGAUAUGCAUAUUGAAAAAUUUGGUUUCAAAUCCAGAUUUGCCUCUGUCUCAUUGGAUGUAUACACAAAUCCUUUGACUGCAUUAACAAUGGAUUGUUUUAACAUUUAUGUGGGGAUUUCUAAAGGUAGCAUUCAAAAAACUUCUUUAUCUUUAGCUUCAAAAACCACAGAACAUUAUGUAAAAGAAGAUCCAUUUGAGUUUAUUGGCCAUAAAGGAAAAAUUGUUGCUUUGGAUUUAAAUAUAUACAAUACAAGACUUGCAUCUGCCUCAGAAGAUUCUAGCAUUAUUUUGUGGGAUAUUAAGAGUUGCCAAAUUUUGAAGAGACUUGAAUUGAAGAGUAUUCCGUCCAAUAUUAAGUUUGUCUUGACCAGUGAUGCGUUCUUUGCGCAAAAUGUCUCUCCAAAGAAAAUCGUGAAUUCGAUUCAGCGGACAAUCGAAGACGACGCGACCAGCACACCAGUUACAUGGAUUCAACAUGAGUCUUCAAAUGUUAUGGAUGAGUUGGUGGAACAUCAUGAGAAGAAGGAGCAGGAAAUUGUUGAAUUAUUACAAGCACAAGUUGCCCAAUGGAAGAAAGUUAAUCUGGCUUUGAUUAAUAAUAAGUUUAUGCAGUGAAUACUUUUAAAUACUUAUUGGAGUAUUCAGAAUUUGGAUGCUUUGCUUUGAAUGAAAGAAGUUCUCAGUUUCACAAUUUAAUAACUGAAAAAAAAAAUUAAAUUAUUUUAUGAGCAAAGAGGUAAGUGCUAGUAUGUUAAAGAGUAUAACAAUAAUUUUGAAGACAUACUCACAUCAAUAUGUUUCUGAAUGUUAUUCAACAAUUUGGAAAUCCAUUCUGCUGGUAAAUUAUCGCUGCGGCACUCAUAUUGAGUCAUAAUGGCAAGGUGUGUAACUGUUAGAGUCAAGGAAGCUGCUCUUGCUUCCAGAAUUGAAGGAUUUAAAGGUGGCCGCAUACAACUUAUGAAUUGAUCAACUCGUAAAGUUAUUAACUUUGCAAUCUGAACCAUAAAAUCAAACAAUUAGUGCGUGUCUUGCAGUAUUUAAAUAAAUGAAAUAUAUUGAUUAUUACAUA